CGCGCAGCAACAGUCUGGUUGCUAGAAAUCAUGAGAUUAGCCUUCAUGAGAUCAACACUCUUGAUUGGGAUGAGCUUCUAGUAGAAGCAGAUAUAAGCAACCAGCCUUCACCAACAGAAGACGAUGUGUUAUACUUCACUGAACAGCUCCAAACUGCGCCUAUGGGAUCUGCACAGCAAGGAAAUCACCAUGCACUCUACAACGGAUCAACGGAUAUACCAUCAUAUCUCGGUCUUGGGGACCCUGUUUAUCAAAAUAACAGUCCAUGUGGCGCCCGAGAAUUUUCUAGUCAGCACUUGCACUGUGUAGUAGAUCCAAAUCAACAGACAAGGGAUUCCAGUGCAGCAGUUGCUAAUGAACAGGGUGAUGCUCUGCUUAAUAACGGUUAUGGAAGUCAGGAAAGUUUUGGAAAAUGGGUACACAACUUCAUAAGUGACUCUCCUGGUUCAGUGGACGAUCCUUCCCUUGAAGCUGUAUAUACACCUGGACAGGAAUCAUCUGCUCCUCCUGCUGUAUUUCAUCCCCAGUCUAACAUACCGGAUCAAAUAUUCAACAUCACUGAUGUUUCACCUGCCUGGGCCUACUCGACAGAGAAAACAAAGAUUCUUGUAACUGGGUUCUUUCACGACAGCUUCCAACAUUUUGGAAGAUCAAACCUCUUCUGCAUUUGUGGAGAGGUGCGUGUCCCCGCAGAAUUUCUCCAGAUGGGUGUAUAUCGUUGCUUCGUUCCCCCUCAAUCUCCGGGGAUAGUGAACCUUUAUCUAAGUGCCGAUGGGAGCAAACCAAUCAGCCAGUUGUUCAGCUUCGAACACCGCUCAGUUCCAGUUAUUGAGAAAGUCGUCCCUCAAGAGGACCAGCUAUACAAGUGGGAAGAAUUUGAGUUCCAAGUCAGACUAGCUCAUCUUCUCUUCACCUCUUCGAACAAAAUCAGCGUUUUCUCUAGCAAAAUCUCACCUGAUAACCUGCUAGAGGCCAAGAAACUCGCUAGCAGGACUUCCCAUCUCUUAAACAGUUGGGCGUAUCUAAUGAAGUCAAUCCAGGCGAAUGAGGUGCCCUUUGAUCAAGCAAGGGACCAUCUCUUUGAGCUUACUCUGAAGAAUAGGCUGAAGGAGUGGCUUUUGGAGAAAGUGAUCGAAGACCGCAACACGAAGGAGUAUGACUCUAAAGGCCUUGGAGUGAUCCACCUUUGUGCUGUCCUUGGAUACACUUGGUCCAUCCUUCUCUUCUCCUGGGCAAAUAUAUCUUUAGAUUUCCGUGAUAAGCAUGGUUGGACCGCUCUUCAUUGGGCAGCAUACUACGGAAGGGAGAAAAUGGUGGCUGCUCUUCUGUCUGCCGGGGCAAGACCUAACUUGGUGACAGACCCGACUAAGGAAUACCUCGGCGGCUGCACGGCGGCUGAUAUUGCACAGCAGAAAGGCUACGAGGGUUUAGCAGCUUUUCUCGCUGAGAAAUGUCUUGUAGCACAGUUCAGGGACAUGAAAAUGGCUGGAAACAUCAGUGGUAACCUUGAGGGAAUCAAGGCAGAGACGUCAGCAAACCCAGGGCAUUCAAAUGAAGAGGAGCAGAGCCUGAAGGACACUCUGGCGGCAUACAGAACCGCUGCAGAGGCGGCUGCACGGAUCCAGGGAGCGUUCAGAGAGCAUGAGCUGAAAGUUAGGUCAAAGGCGGUUAGGUUUGCUAGCAAAGAAGAAGAGGCCAAAAACAUAAUAGCCGCGAUGAAGAUUCAGCACGCGUUUCGAAAUUACGAGACUCGUAGGAAGAUUGCAGCCGCUGCUCGGAUUCAGUACAGGUUCCAAACAUGGAAGAUGAGGCGGGAGUUUUUGAACAUGCGGAAAAAGGCAAUUAAGAUCCAGGCUGUGUUUAGGGGGUUCCAAGUGAGAAGACAGUACCAGAAGAUAACAUGGUCGGUGGGAGUUCUUGAGAAGGCGAUUCUGAGGUGGAGACUCAAGAGAAGAGGAUUCAGAGGGCUUCAGGUUAGCCAACCUGAGGCGAUGGAAGGGACUGACGUGGUGGAGGAUUUCUACAAGACAAGCCAGAAACAAGCAGAGGACAGGCUAGAGAGAUCAGUGGUUCGAGUCCAGGCCAUGUUCCGGUCCAAGAAGGCUCAGCAAGAUUACAGAAGGAUGAAACUGGCUCAUGAAGAAGCUCAGCUGGAAUAUGAUGGGAUGCAAGAGCUUGAUCACAUGGCUAUGGAGAGCUGAAUGUGUGAUAGUAAAGAUAAGUGUUGUGGAACUGUUAAAGUAAAAUUUGUGUAAAUGACAAGGGGCAAUUUCGACCUUUUCGAAGCUGUUUUCAGAAAAAGUUUCAACGGGGUAAUCAUGGUAAGAUCAAAUCCUGGAGCUGGGGAGAUUUUGCUUAGAGGCGUCUUGUCAUAUAUUCGGAAGACUGGUGGUUUCUGUAAUGCAUUAUGUAACUUUUGUUAAACAACAAUCUAAAAUAUAAUAAGAACAAAAAAAAAUGAAACGAACA
Molecule: messenger RNA, 2469 nt
Organism: Raphanus sativus (radish)
Lineage: Eukaryota; Viridiplantae; Streptophyta; Magnoliopsida; Brassicales; Brassicaceae
Product: calmodulin-binding transcription activator 5-like
Biological process (GO): regulation of transcription by RNA polymerase II
Cellular component (GO): nucleus
Molecular function (GO): transcription coregulator activity; protein binding; double-stranded DNA binding
Source: RefSeq, a predicted model, not a curated record